UUGAAUGAAACAAAGCAAUUUAAAGGAAUUAACCAAGUUAUUAAUAACGAUAUAGAGCCGAGGAAAAAAGACCGGAAUGUAGGCUCAUAACCAUUGGAUUACAAUGAGUCUAUAUCCAUUGGCUCUUUGUACAGUUUGUUAGUGAUAUGACAAGGAAAUACAAAAAUAUUUUAACGCAGCACAUGAACUGUACGCACGAAUAUAAAAGAGACGAUACAACGGAGUAUGGGAUUUUCUUGCUUCACCCAAAAAACGAAACAAAUAUUCCGCAAUUGGAAAAACAACUGCUACUUCCUUGUCGAUGCAUUUAAUCUAAAUCACAAGUGGACAAUAUAAUUGGAUUAGAGAAGUAUAUUAUAGAAUUAUCUCACCAUCUUACACAAUUCGGCUUCCUUAUUCCCCACACUGGGACCAAGCGGCCGUGGGGAGGUAGGCAAACUGAUGUAUUGCCAAUAUUAUCAACAUUUACAGUAUUCCCUAGUCUAAGUCUUUUUAGAAAAUAAAUCAUCUGGUGAUUAAGAAGCGAGUUUUGGUUCAAACAGUCUCAUUGAGAAUUGGUGAAGAGAUAUACGGUUACACUGGGAGAUUUCUAGAUGGUAAACGUUACCUCUCAGCGCGAAGAUAACAAUGCUAAUAUGCAACAUAAACCGAAACAAAAAAGGGCGAAAUUAUUAAAAGUUAAAACAGAUCCAGACUGGUUAAGCGCGUCUCCUUUGUUGCGUCGACAAACGAGAACAAUUGCCUCGGGUGGCACUAAGGAGUUCGUCUGGUGGGAGACGGACCCUCAGCAUAAACAAUGGGACUCAAUCGCCUUUGGAGGAAAACGCGAAUUUAAAUGGUGGGAAUCCGACACCGAGGAUGACGCUGAAAACGAAACAACUUCAAAGCGAAAGUCCAGAUCCGAGGGUGACGCAUUAACUCCCACCGCCCCUCCGGAUAUAGAGCGAGGUGACCCGAAAGUAGAAUGCAAUGACGUCAUCAUGAGUUUAGUCACGGAGGAGCAGCUUCAGAUUAAGGCGGAAUCACGUGAUCCAAGUCCGGAUGUUUCAUGUAUGAACCUUUUCAAAUGGAAAUCCCGGAAAAGUAAAUCGAAAGAAAAGAAAAAAUCAAAAGUUAAAAACCAGGUAUUGACUAAUGGAAACCCCAAAGCCGGAGUUCAGGGGACUAUACCAAAUAUAAAUGACGUUGCACAUUCCAUUGCUAAUGGCCAUAAUGUAAAUGACCAAGUAUCAAACGAUCUUAACGAUGAAAUAAAAGUUGAGACAGAAAUACCACUGGGAAGUGCCAUUUCAAAGCCGGAAAAUAACUCCAUGGAAUCCUCGGAGACAAAGGAUUUAGAAAUUGAUAAUUUGACAAACAAAAAUCCUUCAGAGUCUGGUGACAAGCCACCAGACUCCAAAGUAGCCCAAAAUGAACUAAACGAAAAUCGAGCAAAGAGAAAUCGUCCUCCAUUACAAAAACAGUUGAGUAUAGGCAAGGGUGGUAAAGGUGUAUUACCGUGGUGGGACGUAUCAUUGGAUGUACAUGAUAAGCCGGGCGAUUCUUCGCCAAUAGCAACUGCACAGUCGGAGCAUUGGCAAAAAUAUGGACCGACACUUGGAAAAACGUCCACAGGAUUAUUAGCAGCUGGUGCCGCUGUUGGCUGUAAGACGGGCAAGGUUCGAGACAAAGUGGGCAAGCCCCAUAAAGAACUAUGUCGAUACGAUCGAGAUUAUUACUUCAAUGAUUUUGGCGGUACUUUUGGAGAACGGCCAAAUGCCGAAUACGGUGGAGAAUCUUAUAAAAAGGCUAAUAGGCGAUGAUAAUACACAUGGAGUGAGGAAAAUUGCGUGCUAACAUUAUGCGACAAUGACAGGAAAAUGAUAAAUUAUUGAAUACAUGCCCGUUUUAGCUAGGUUCUCUAAGUAUACUAAAGUGAUACCCCGGGGCGACGCUUAAUUAUCAAUAAUGGAUUAUCAUUAAAGCGAUUUCUCGUUGGCAGACUGUCAGCUUUCACGACCAUGCAACCUGUUGAACUCGAAUACUUUGCCAUUUAAAUUGAUCUCAAAACGUUUGUUGCCGUUUGCUGAUCAUUCUCACACACUUUGGAUGG
Messenger RNA from Owenia fusiformis, 2092 nucleotides. Lineage: Eukaryota; Metazoa; Annelida; Polychaeta; Sabellida; Oweniidae. The record is from the annotation of a GenBank genome assembly.